Messenger RNA from Rangifer tarandus platyrhynchus (Svalbard reindeer), 1947 nucleotides. NCBI's taxonomy places the organism in Eukaryota, Metazoa, Chordata, Mammalia, Artiodactyla, Cervidae. The record is from the annotation of a GenBank genome assembly.
AUGUCCCGCAAGGCGAGCGAGAAUGUGGAGUACACUCUGCGGAGCUUGAGCAGCCUCAUGGGCGAGCGCCGCAGGAAGCAGCAGGAGCCGGACGCGGCGAGCACGGCCGGGGAGCGCAGCCUUCUGGCGGCCGCGGAGUCGAGCGCCAGCCUGCAGGGCGCGGGCGCGGGCGGCGGCGGCGUCGGGGACCUGGAGCGCGCGGCGCGGCGGCAGUUCCAGCAGGACGAGACCCCCGCCUUCGUGUACGUGGUGGCAGUCUUCUCGGCGCUGGGCGGCUUCCUGUUCGGCUAUGACACCGGGGUGGUGUCGGGGGCCAUGCUGCUGCUCAAGCGGCAGCUCAGCCUGGACGCGAUGUGGCAGGAGCUGCUCGUGUCCAGCACGGUGGGGGCGGCCGCCGUCUCGGCGCUGGCCGGCGGGGCCCUCAACGGCGUCUUCGGCCGCCGCGCCGCCAUCCUGCUGGCCAGUGCCCUCUUCACCGCCGGCUCCGCGGUGCUGGCCGCGGCGAACAACAAGGAGACGCUGCUCGCCGGCCGCCUGGUUGUGGGGCUCGGCAUCGGCAUUGCUUCUAUGACGGUGCCAGUGUACAUUGCUGAGGUCUCACCCCCCAAUUUAAGAGGUCGAUUAGUCACCAUUAAUACCCUCUUCAUCACAGGAGGGCAGUUCUUUGCAAGUGUUGUUGAUGGAGCCUUCAGUUAUCUUCAGAAAGAUGGAUGGAGGUACAUGCUGGGACUUGCAGCAAUUCCAGCAGUUAUACAGUUUUUUGGCUUUCUCUUUUUACCUGAAAGCCCUCGAUGGCUUAUUCAGAAAGGACAGACUCAAAAGGCCCGUAGAAUUUUAUCUCAGAUGCGUGGUAACCAGACCAUUGAUGAGGAGUAUGAUAGUAUCAAAAACAACAUUGAAGAAGAGGAAAAAGAGGUUGGCUCAGCUGGACCUGUGAUCUUCAGAAUGCUGAGUUAUCCCCCAACUCGCCGAGCGUUAAUUGUGGGUUGUGGUCUACAAAUGUUCCAACAGCUCUCAGGCAUUAACACCAUCAUGUACUACAGUGCAACCAUUCUGCAGAUGUCUGGUGUUGAAGAUGAUAGACUGGCAAUAUGGCUGGCUUCCGUUACAGCCUUCACAAAUUUCAUUUUCACACUCGUGGGUGUCUGGCUUGUUGAGAAAGUGGGCCGCAGGAAACUCACAUUUGGUAGUUUAGCAGGUACCACUGUAGCCCUCAUUAUUCUUGCUUUGGGAUUUCUGCUAUCAGCCCAGGUUUCUCCACCCAUCACUUUUAAGCCAAUAUCUCCUUUAGGUCAGAACACUACUUGCACAAGAUACAGUUACUGUAACGAAUGUAUGUUGGAUCCAGACUGCGGGUUCUGUUAUCAGAUGAAUAAAUCAACCGUCAUUGACUCCUCCUGUGUUCCAGUUAAUAAAGCAUCCACAAAUGAGGCAUCCUGGGGCAGGUGUGAAAAUGAAACCAAAUUCAAAACAGAAGAAGUAUUUUGGGCUUACAAUUUCUGCCCUACUCCAUACUCCUGGACUGCACUUCUGGGCCUUAUUUUAUAUCUUAUUUUCUUCGCACCUGGAAUGGGACCAAUGCCUUGGACUGUGAAUUCUGAAAUAUAUCCCCUUUGGGCAAGAAGCACAGGAAAUGCAUGUUCGUCUGGAAUAAAUUGGAUUUUCAAUGUUCUGGUUUCAUUGACAUUUUUACACACAGCAGAGUAUCUUACAUACUAUGGAGCCUUCUUCCUUUAUGCUGGAUUCGCUUCGGUGGGUCUCCUUUUCAUCUACGGCUGUCUUCCUGAGACCAAAGGGAAAAAAUUAGAGGAAAUUGAAUCACUCUUCGACAACAGGCUAUGUACAUGUGGUGCUUCAGAUUCUGAUGAAGGGAGAUAUAUUGAAUAUAUUCGGGUAAAGGGAAGUAACUACCAUCUUUCUGACAAUGAUGCUUCUGAUGUGGAAUAA